This is a messenger RNA of Pristis pectinata (smalltooth sawfish), 5837 nucleotides long. RefSeq lists its product as uncharacterized. The transcript is spliced from 12 exons. NCBI's taxonomy places the organism in Eukaryota, Metazoa, Chordata, Chondrichthyes, Rhinopristiformes, Pristidae. The record is from RefSeq and is a predicted model, not a curated record. Bases 134 to 2437 code for a protein of 767 amino acids. Gene Ontology annotation, molecular function: nuclear export signal receptor activity; zinc ion binding. Gene Ontology annotation, cellular component: nuclear envelope.
GAGCGUUAGCCCCCCCUUUACCAGUGCCGCGCAGGCGCAGUCGGCGCCAGGGCGAUUAGUCCGGGGGAAGGGAUUGUGGCGGGAGCUGGUCCGUUGGUUUUGUGGCUCCGGCUGUAAGCAGAACCUGGAAGCAAUGGAGGUAGGUCACAGCCCAGCGUCCGAGGCUCUGUCUCACACCGGUGAUGUGGCAGAAAAGACCAGGACCCUUGGCACCUCUCAGUUGAAACCCAGAAGCAUGAAUCCAUACCCGCCUGUUUGUCGCUUUUAUUCUCGUGGAAAGUACUGUCAGUUUGGCCGAAGGUGUCGAUUUCUGCAUGAGCAUCUGGAGCCACGGAUUGCUCCAAGUGUGCCUGAAAGCCAGAGCAGCGGUGCUGCUGAAAAUAUCUCUCAGUGCCAGAGUGGUGCAGAAUGUCCUGCAGACAGUGGCCCGGUCAGGUUUGCUGAGGAUCCUGCUACACAGGGGCGAACCCGGUUUGGAACGCCCAAGAUGAUUGGUCCCAGAGAUAGAGCGAAGAGGCCAUGUCGUUACUAUCUGUCUGGCUACUGCGUGAUGGAAGAACGGUGCCGGUUUUGGCACCCUGAGAAGUUGCCUGCGUUGAGGGACCCUGUGGAUUCCGAGCCCGCUCGGGUCAGUCUAAGACCGCCAGGGCCACUCAUUCGACCGCCCGUCCCCCGGCCUGCUGUGGUCAAGGAUGAAGUAAAGCUCACCGAGUUGACCCAAGAGGUUGCCCGGCAACUCCGAGAGACUGAGAUCAGUCAGCUGUUGAAACGCUUCCCAAAGGACCAGCUCAUCAUUCAGGAGAGUGAGGAUGGGAAGCAGACUUUCUACCGCAUUGUGGUAGAGCCUACAGAUCCAGACUGGCCUUUUGAUUUGAAGGAGAUAGACAUUCAGAUUUGCUUCCCAGACGAUUAUCCUUUGGAGGUCUUCACUUUGGAUAUCCCUGAGGAUCAAGAUCUGCCAGCGUCUAUGGGAAGGCACGUGUGUAGCGCUUCAGAGGAGUGGCUUCAGGCCAAGCAUGCCACCAACAGGCUGACGGGAAAGUUAGAGCUGCUGUUUCGUCCUUACCUGCGGUGGCUAGAUCGCAACCUGGAGAAGCUGUUCAUAGAGGGAGCCAGAAAGAUAAAGAGGGAAUUGGACACCGAGAAAUCAGGGAUAUGUUUUAUACCCUUCCAGGAACUUAAGCCAUGCCUACCAGAUGCACGAGCUUUGCAGACAACAGAAGGGUCUUCGUGCCCUCAGAACGUAGAUCCUGUCAAGGGAUUGUCGCAGCAGCUUCAGCAGGCCAAGUUCGCAGAAUCAGAAAGUCCAGAAAUGAGUGGCACGGGCAGUGAAGUCAGCUCUGGUGAGGAGGUUGAUGGGUGUUCAAGGACUGAUGCACCUCGCAGGCAUAAACCCCUCCCAGCUGGCAAUGGGAGUGGGCAGCUGCCGAUAGAUUCUAACAGCAAGGGCCUGCCUAAGGGAACAGCAGUGCGAUUUCUUGGCUUUCAGCUGGGAGAAGCGACAGCAACACUGGCAGCUCAGAAGAUCACUCUGUCACUGAAGUGCGUCAGGUGCAAAGUAACUGCAGAUCUGACUGUGUCCCAAAAGCACUCUUCUUCUGCAAGCUGUGAAAAAUGUAACACAGACAUCAGUGUAGCGUUCCAACCCAGUGUACUCCAUGAGAAUUCGGAUGUCUUGGGUUACCUGGACCUGCAUCAAUGUGCCCCUGUGGACUUGAUUUUACAGGACAGUCACUUUGUUGUGGGCUGUCUAAACUGCUCCAAGGAGGGCACUCUGCAGGGUCUAUCCUAUGGCCAGUACAAGGAACUAAACUGCUUGCACUGUCAUUGCAAACUCAAAGUUUUGGUGGAUGAAGUCCAGUUUUACCAGAUGAACAUCCAGUCACAGGAUGAAAUAGACAAUAAAAAUUCAGUUCGUCAGCAUCAGAAGAGGCGGCCUGAAGGACUUACUAUUCAGCUUGGUAAACCCCUGCCAGAGUUUGGCACUUGCAGCCAUUACAAGAAGAGUUGUCGCUGGCUCAGAUUUCAGUGUUGUGGGAAAGCCUACCCAUGUGACUUGUGUCACGAUGACAACCAAGACCACGUAAUGGAGAUGGCCACUCGGAUGAUCUGUGGGUUCUGCGCAAAGGAACAGCCCUACAGCAAUGGGAAGCCGUGUGCUGCCUGCGGAGCCAUGAUGACAAAGGGAUCCCACACCAGCCACUGGGAAGGAGGCCAAGGCUGUCGGAGCCAAGUGCGGAUGAGUCGCAAAGACAAACAGAAAUACGCAAACUCUGCGAAGACCGUCUCCCGCCUGGUCCCAACACCAGCACCAGAAGUGAGCAGUGUGGCCCUGCUUGGGAUCCCCGACCUGGGAACGGUGGCCUUAGUAAUGACUGUGAGUGGGUUUGGUGUGUGCGUGGUUUUUUUUCCUGUUGUUUCUUUCUGCCUCGUGUGAGGUGAUGAAAGGAUAAAUGUUUUCAAAUUUCAAGGAUCUCGGGGAGAGGGGGUAAAACAGUCCAAUGAGGAAUCGGACGCCGUUUAGUUUGAUCAACUUCGGAUACCCUAAGACGCCAUCCAUGCCCUGGUCGUGCGCGCGGGCUGGACAGACUUCAGACAACUGCCCUGCAUUAUUUACAGUGUGUGAGAGGUGCGAGUUGGUGAAAGUCAUUGUGUCCCGGCUGGCAACCUACUCCAACUCUUCUGAGCCAAUCGCCCAGUACCUGUUGGUCCUGUCAAGUGAAAGUUCUGGGUGCGUUUGUACUAGUGGACACAGCAGCUAAUGGAACCCUAACUAUGUAGUAUGCAGAAGGGCACGGCUAAAUGUCCACCGAGUUGCCUAUAUUACACGUGGCUUGAGUAAAGUGCCAAUAGCAGUAGCAGGUUCCUUCCCCUUCUCCAUUGGGGCACCUGUCACAGAACAGAUUGUGUUACUGCAGUUGUGUAGAGACGCUUGCAGAAGUCGUAACGCGAUGCAGGCAGUGUCGGAGAGUCCAGUGCAAACUCUCUAGAACUGAUGGUGCUCUUAACUCCGCUCCAACCUCCUGGUGUGUGGAGACAGGAGCUUGCACCCAAGUACAAUUGGAAGUUGAAUUCUAAUUUGGUUUUGAAUGUUAAAGGUUAUCACUGUGUUGAUUUACAUUUAAUUUGGCAAUUUUAUUAAAUGCAGUCAAAUCUUGUUCUAUGCAACACAUUGCCGUACCAACAAUAAGCAAGAAAAUGCUUGUGACCCUGUAAGUGAGAUGGAGGAAAGAAUUAUAAGCCUCCGUUGAUGAACAUCAGGCAUCCACAUGGGUAGUGGUUGGUAAAAUGUGUGAAUAUUACUGCUGCCACCUCCUCCAUCGCAGUCUCUCACCACGAUUAAAUGCAGUGUGCUGGAGACAGUCACUGGGUCGGAUUCCCCACUGUCUAUCCCAUCUAGUAUUGUGCAUUUGUUUUCUGAGCCCUGUGGUUCAUUCUAUGGUCUUGGCCCCACUUGUGGAGCACAGGAUAACGUGUAUGCCAUUCCCCUACUCAAACCUGCUUUGUCAUCCAUUCUGAGAGCAGCUGAUCAGUCCCCAUAUCCACCGAAACCCUUAACCCUGACAAAAAUUUGUAAGUCUCUGAAGAUCGAGAAACAGCUGGAAAUCUGAAAUAAAAAUAGAGAAAACAGCGGCUGUGGAAAGAGAACCAGUUAACGUUCAAGGUCCAAGGCCCUUGGUCAGAGUUGGAAGAAGAGAAUUCAAGUGGAGGGCUGGGAAGGAUAGAUCGUACAUCAGGAUGCCCGAGGGGUGAGCUGUAACUGUCUCUAUUCUUAAACUUCACUUUCACUACGGAGGUACAGCAAUAGUAAAUUAAAAGGCGCUCUGGGGAUUUGGUUUAGAGUGGAGCUCAGUGCUGGCUGUCGCCUUUGUGCUUUCCAGCAGGUGGCAGAUGUCUCUCCACUUGGAACGAGGAGCUAAAACACGGGCUUCUACACUGAGUCGGUUUGUGUGGGAUCCACCUACAAUCCUCCCAGGUUUGAGUGCCCCACAGUUGCCCAGUUGGGUAACGACCAUUUCUACCGGAGUGGGGGUUCCCAGCAUCCAGGUUCUUUAUGGCUGCGUCACUUUGAGUUUGCCAAACAAAGUAAGCAAAGUAAGUUUAAUUGCUGGAAUAAUGAAAAAUGUUCGCAGCACAGCCUGCAGAGAGCCGGUGUUGGGUUGUGGCACUGGCAAUCUUGCUUGUUCUGUGCUUCAGGAACUGGGAGCUUCAGGCCCUUGGGUUUUAGAAGUUUAAACAUUGAGCAUUUUGGAUGCUGUAGGUCCAGUUACUUGUAUCCCGGCCCUCCUUUCCCUACCACCCCUUCAAAUCUUCGUCCCCAUCCCAACACCAAAUCUUAUGAGGUUUGUGACUUCUGCAUGUGUGGGAGCCAUCCUCCAUUCGCUCUUUCCCCACCGUGUACCUCACUCAGAUCGGCACAUCCCGGGGGCAAGACUGGAUGUAUGAGCGGCUGGCAAAGCUAUUUAGUGGAGACUGAAACUAGCUCACAACCCACGUCUCCACAGAGGAUCAUUGACAGCAAGGAGCUUAGCCAUCUCUCUGACUGAAGCUUGAGGUUCUGAGCUCAGCUGUAAUGUUCUUGUAAUUGCCUGGGGCGAGCUGAAGACAGAGUACAAUCUCCUUCCACUUGUUUUGUUGGUUCUAACAUUGAAACACACAAACAGCAUCCUGUUUCUUAGCUCAGUGUCUACUUUCCUAUGCCCAUGGUUACAAAAAGCAGCUGGGAGCAUCACUAGGCAGCAGCAGCAGUGGAGUUGACAUUCUAGGUCAAAUGGUGAACGAAUCUGGUGAAAGGUCAUCAGCCUGAAAUAAUAACUUGUUUCUCUCCCCUCGUAGCUGCCCGACCUGCUGAGUAUUUCCAACAUUUUCUCUCUUAAUUUUGGGUCUCCGGUAUUAGACGGUUACUUUGUUCCCAUAUCUCUCCAUCCGCGCCCCUUCCUUUAUUUUGGUUGUGCUCUUGGAUCUGCUGCCUAUUUCCCCUUACAAUUGGUUAGCAAGGGCAAAGUACAAAAAUUAAAUUUUGUAAAAUCUGACUCUGGUAUAAACUAAGCACUGGGUGCUGCUGCCAGUCUAAACAUGACGCGUGUGGAACUAACCCCCUCAGCCAUGACCCAUGGUAAGUAAUUAAAAGUUUCUCUUCUGUUUUGGGGUGUAACUCCACACGGUCCCUAAACGUGGUGAGUUUUUUCCAUGUCAUGAAAUGACAAAUGUCACUUUUGUAACGAGAGUGCCUUUGGGUUUUCUUCCCCAUCACCUCCACCAGCUGUUAACACCUCCCUUCCGUAACUAUCCAGUGUAAAGGUGUGACUCUGGAGCACAUUUCCCCUGCUCCCAUGACCUGACUACACCCAUUCAGUGGGCAGUCAUCCCGUCAGGUGGUCACAGCAGCCUAAUUCGAGAAGUCUUGCUGCAAAGAAAUACCUGGGUAGUUUGACCAAACCUGCUGUAGGGGAGGAGUCUCAUCUGCCAACAGCAUGGGUCAGGAGCACAGGCACUGCCAGAAUUUGGUACAUUAUCCGAGGUACCGUUCCAAAUUUCCAAUUUGCACUACCAGUUGCUUAGUCUCCCCUUUGCCUGGGUGAGCUGCGUAAACCCCUGUUGUCUACAUGUGGUAAACCUACUUCUAGCAAUGCAGAGGGACACGGGGUAGUCAGAUGCAGUAUUUUGUGGGAAUAAUAAACUUUAAUCUGGUCAUAUUUCUGAUUUUUUUUGGUGCAAAAUUAUAACUCUGGUUAAUAUGAUGAACUGGCAAAAUAUUUUAAAAAUGGAAAAAUAUACAUUUGCAUGUAUGUAGAGUUGACAGUAUUUUAAAAUAAACUUUAGUUUUGUCAGUUUUG